Messenger RNA from Rhagoletis zephyria (snowberry fruit fly), 1509 nucleotides. NCBI's taxonomy places the organism in Eukaryota, Metazoa, Arthropoda, Insecta, Diptera, Tephritidae. The record is from RefSeq and is a predicted model, not a curated record.
GAGAACUUUGAAGAUAAGGGCUACUCGGUGCCUGCAUUCAAGGCCUUCGGCUACCCGGGCGAGGAAAAUCUCAGCGAACUGCACGAGGCACAACACACCGACAAGAUGUUCUCGCCUGAUACCAAGCCCAAAAUUAUCAUUAUGGGCCUUCGGAGAAGUGGCAAAUCAUCCAUACAGAAGGUGGUCUUCCACAAGAUGUCACCCAAUGAAACGCUAUUCCUCGAAAGCACCAACAAAGUGGUGAAAGAAGACAUUUCAAACAAUUCCUUUGUCUCCUUCACCAUCUGGGACUUUCCAGGUCAGAUGGAUAUUUUUGACCGGGAAUUUGAUUUCUCCAAUGUCUUUAAAGGCUGCGGAGCUCUCGUCUUCGUAAUCGAUUCACAAGACGAUUACGUGGAAGCGCUAUUUAAUUUAAAUCAGACCGUCAAAAGGGCGCAUGCAAUUAAUCCCAACAUAAACUUUGAAGUGUUUAUCCACAAAGUCGACGGCCUCUCUGACGAUCACAAAAUUGAAGCACGUCAGGAGAUUCACAGUCGCGCCAACGAUGACUUGCAGGACCAAGGCGACGAUGGCAUUUUGCUGAGUUUCUAUCUAACUUCAAUCUACGACCACUCCAUUUUUGAAGCCUUCUCCAAAGUCGUUCAAAAACUCAUACCUCAGUUGCCUAUUCUCGAGAAUCUGCUUAAUGUUUUCAUUUCGAGCUCGGGUAUCGAGAAGGCCUUUCUCUUUGAUGUCGUUUCCAAGAUCUUCAUCGCCACCGAUUCUUCACCGGUCGAUAUGCAGUCUUAUGAGCUUUGCUGUGACAUGAUCGAUGUCGUGAUUGAUAUCUCCUGCAUAUACGGUGUGAAUGAAGCAGGCGAAGGAAGUACAUUCGACAACUGCUCUUCAUCCUGUAUUCGCCUCAAUUCCUCCACUGUGCUAUACCUCCGAGAAGUGAACAAAUUCCUCGCUCUCGUCUGCAUACUGCGAGAGGAGAACUUCACCAAACAGGGUUUAAUUGACUACAACUUUCAGUGCUUUCGCAAGUCAAUUCAGGACGUCUUUGUCUCGCAGAGCAAAAAUGACGUCGCAGCAGCUCGCAUGUCCAGCACCAGCAGUACACCGUACGGCUCGUCGAAUGUUCCCGAUGCGGAGGACAUUGGCGACUCGGUGCCGGCGGCAGUCGGCGACAUUCUCCUGGCCAGCAGCUACCCAAAUGAUUCCAUUGACUCGGGCGUGCUCAGCAAGCCACUUCCGCCGUCGCUCUCCUCGACGCCCACCAUCAACAACACCACCAACGCCUCCUCCUCCUCCAGCUACAAGCACACGCCGCCCCCGAGCAGCAGUCCACACAUCAGUGCCACGGGCCACAAUCCACCGCAAAGUCACCGGAAGAUUGCAAUUCUGCCGACCAAUUCGACAGUGUCCUCACUGCCCACCACGCAGAUGUACCAUCCGGCGGCGGUCGCCGAGAAGAACACCUCCGCCUCGCGACUAAAUACGACCAUGUCGCCGCAAUGGUCUUCUUGA